Messenger RNA from Rhododendron vialii, 1254 nucleotides. Its product is annotated as F-box/kelch-repeat protein At3g23880-like. The transcript has a single exon. Bases 1 to 1254 code for a protein of 417 amino acids. Lineage: Eukaryota; Viridiplantae; Streptophyta; Magnoliopsida; Ericales; Ericaceae. The record is from RefSeq and is a predicted model, not a curated record. Gene Ontology annotation, molecular function: protein binding.
AUGAUACCAUCCGGCGGAGGAGAGAGAAAACGAACUAGAAGAUCAGAAGAAGAAGAAAAAGAAGAAGAUCCCAAUUUCCCACACAUCCCAGAAGAAAUCGUCUUCAUUUUGCUUUCAAGAUUACCGGGUAAGUCUCGCUCGCGAUUCAAGUGCGUUUCCAAACGAUGGCGCUCGUUUAUCGCCUCAAGGCAGAAGGAGAAGCUUCUCGUCUUGUCUGGUGACUCUUUGCACCGCUCGGUCGACCGAGAAGGCACGGUGGAACCCAUUGCCGAACCCUGGCAAAGAAACGUAUCUCCUGACCGAACCCGUUUCGUCCAAAUCUUGGGUUCCUGUGAUGGGUUGGUUCUGAUUCGGAUCGACUAUGAUUUGUUCUUGUGGAAUCCGGCGACUCGUUACUUCGAGAAAGUCGCGUCCCAUUAUGCUUUGAAGGAUUCUUCUCGCUGUGCUGCUUCUGGGCUUUGCUACGACUCGUCUACCGAGGAGUACAAGGCCGUACUGGCGCUCGAGGGUGUUUGGGCGCAAACUGUAGAGGUUGGCAGUUUAAGAAACAAAUGUUGGACAGAGGUUCGAUUAUCUUUCGCUAAAUGUAGGUUGAAUCCGGGGCCUAUAGUGAAUGGACAUCUUCAUUGGUUUGCCUAUCGGAAACAAGGUUUAGCUAGCAUUAUUCUCGAGUUCAAUCCACAAAAGAAUACAUUCGCGAAGGUACUAAUGCCGCAAUCUUAUGGGAAAAAGACAAUCAUACUUGGUUUGGGAGCUUUGGAAGGAUGCCUUUGCAUGGCUCGCUUGGACAAUCGAAGCAAUCCUCGAGGAAAUGUUGAGGUAUUGGUAAUGAAGGGAUUUGGUGUAGAAAAAACUUGGAUUGCUAUGUUUACCAUAUCCAAUUUGACCGGUUUUAAAGGUGAAGAUGAGUUGGUGCCAUUGUAUUUCAUGACGAGUGGAGAAGUUCUUGUGAAAAAUCACACACGGAAGGAUCAUAGGAAGCGUAUAAAGGCUCACAAAGACAAUGAAAUUCGGAAUAUGGAAAUUCUGAUUCUACUCAACUGUAUCAAUAAUGCACUUCAAUAUUGGGCAAGUUGUAUCGAUGCAGUUCAAUAUGAGGAAAGUUUGGUUGAACCUAUCGGUUACAACAUUAGGCAAGAGGAAGAGCUAGGGGGAAAAGUGACGUAUGUGGAAUAUAUAAAUCGAAUAUGUCAUCAAAGAAGUACGUUAGUAAGUUAUGGCCAUCUAGAAGAAUUCUUCGUUGACGAAGGUUAA